Molecule: messenger RNA, 1041 nt
Organism: Ochlerotatus camptorhynchus
Lineage: Eukaryota; Metazoa; Arthropoda; Insecta; Diptera; Culicidae
Gene: Rho1
Product: ras-like GTP-binding protein Rho1
Exons: 5
Coding region: 219-842 (207 amino acids)
Biological process (GO): small GTPase-mediated signal transduction
Cellular component (GO): cytosol
Molecular function (GO): GTP binding; GTPase activity; protein kinase binding
Source: RefSeq, a predicted model, not a curated record
UCUCUUCUGCACAACCUACACCCGAAACCAAUAAAAAAAUCAUCUUACCGCUGCAGUCUGUCUCGUUCUCUCCUAUUCCACACACUACUACCUAUUGCUCUCGUUCUUUCUCGUGUGCGUAUUUUGUGUCUGGAGGAAAAUAGUCUACAGAAAAAGCAACCGAAUCAAAAAAAAAUAGUGUCCAACUCCUUGCAUGUGUGCUGUCCGGCAGUAAAGUAAUGUGGUGUUUUUCAUGCGUCUCUGCUCCAGCUAACUCAGAACCAAUGGCAGCCAUCCGAAAGAAGCUCGUGAUCGUCGGCGACGGUGCCUGUGGUAAGACAUGUCUGCUGAUCGUCUUCAGCAAGGAUCAAUUCCCGGAGGUGUACGUGCCGACAGUGUUCGAGAACUAUGUGGCCGAUAUCGAGGUCGACGGAAAACAGGUUGAGCUAGCGCUAUGGGAUACUGCCGGGCAGGAAGACUACGACAGGCUCAGGCCUUUGAGCUAUCCAGACACCGACGUCAUACUGAUGUGCUUCUCGGUCGAUUCGCCAGACUCGCUGGAAAAUAUUCCAGAGAAAUGGACGCCUGAGGUCAAACAUUUUUGUCCAAACGUACCCAUAAUCCUAGUUGGUAACAAGAAAGAUCUCAGAAACGAUCCUCACACUAUAAAGGAAUUGGCCAAAAUGAAACAGGAGCCAGUGAAGCCACAGGAAGGACGUGCAAUGGCUGAGAAAAUUAACGCUUUCGCUUAUCUGGAGUGUUCGGCCAAGUCGAAAGAGGGCGUACGCGAGGUGUUCGAAACUGCCACCAGGGCCGCGUUACAGGUCAAAAAGAAGAAGAAGAGUAAAUGUGUGUUGCUCUAAGAGAGCAAUGGUAACAUUUUUUUCCUUCGUGAGAUGCAAACACAAAUACACAGCAACAAGAAAAAAGAAGAAAACAAAAAAUGAUAAAAGUUUAAUAAAUAUGGUGGUCGUCGUCGAUCGGCUAAGAACAGGAGAUGAAGAAAAAUCUAUAAGGAAAGGAAAGCAUGUUAGGAAAAUGCUGGAUCUGUUUUGAUAGAAA